Linnemannia hyalina is the source of this 1719-nucleotide messenger RNA. The record is from the annotation of a GenBank genome assembly. Lineage: Eukaryota; Fungi; Mortierellomycota; Mortierellomycetes; Mortierellales; Mortierellaceae.
AUGUCCGCUGAAGAAGCUGUUGCCCCCGCCGUCGUCGCUGACGCUGCUGCCCCCGCCCCUGCUGAGGGUGCCCGCAAGCCCAGAACCCCCAAGGUCAAGGCCCCCCAGGUCCCCAAGGUCAACAAGAUGGCCCCUAAGGCCGCCAAGAAGGAAGCCGCCUCGACCGGUGCCGUCCAGAUCGGUAUCGAGUACAAGAAGGAUGUUGACUUCCCCAAGUGGUACCAGCAGGUCGUUACCCGCUCUGAGAUGCUCGAGUACUACGAUGUCAGUGGAUGCUACAUCUUGAGACCCUGGUCUUACAAGAUCUGGCAGGAGAUCCAGCAAUGGUUCGACAACGAGAUUCAGGAGUUGGGCGUUGAGAACUCGUACUUCCCCAUGUUCGUCCCUGCCAAGAACUUGGAGAAGGAGAAGGACCACGUCGAGGGCUUCGCCGCUGAGGUCGCCUGGGUUACUAAGGCUGGAAGCACCGACUUGGAGGAGCCUUUGGCGGUUCGCCCCACCUCGGAGACUGUCAUGUACCCCUACUACGCCAAGUGGGUUCGCUCGCACAGAGAUCUCCCCCUCCGUUUGAACCAGUGGUGCAACGUUGUCCGUUGGGAGUUCAAGAACCCCCAGCCCUUCUUGCGUACCCGUGAGUUCUUGUGGCAGGAGGGUCACACUGCCUUUGCCACCAAGGCUGAGGCCGACGCUGAGGUUUACCAGAUCUUGGACCUCUACCGCCAGGUCUACGAGGAUCUCCUUGCCGUCCCCGUCAUCAAGGGAAUCAAGUCUGAGAAGGAGAAGUUUGCAGGAGGAUUGUACACUACCACCAUUGAGGGUUACAUCCCCACGACUGGACGUGGUAUCCAGGCCGCCACCUCCCACUGCUUGGGACAGAACUUUGCCAAGAUGUUUGGUAUCUCCUUUGAGGAUCCCCAGGGACCCCUCCCCUCCGGUGAGGCCAGACCUGCCUGCCACGCUUGGCAGAACUCAUGGGGUUUGACCACCCGCUCGUUGGGUGUCAUGAUCAUGGUCCACGGAGAUGACAAGGGUCUUGUCUUGCCUCCUCGUGUUGCCUCUGUCCAGGUUGUUGUCAUCCCCUGCGGUGUCAACUCCAAGACCUCGGACGAGGACAAGGCCGCUGUCGAUGAGCGUGUUGCCGAUAUUGCCAAGCAGCUCAAGAAGGCCGGUAUCCGCGCCAAGGUCGAUGACCGCACCACCUACUCUGUCGGUUACAAGUUCAACCACUGGGAGCUUCGCGGUGUCCCCGUCCGUCUUGAGGUCGGCCCCAAGGAUGUCAAGUCCAACCAGGCCCUUGCUGCCCGUCGUGACAACGGCGAGAAAUCGACCAUUUCGCACGAGACCCUCGCCAAGGAUGUCCGUGAGCUCUUGGAUACCGUCCAGGCUGACAUGUUCACCCGUGCCAAGGAGACCCGUGAUGCCAAUGUGAUCAAGGUCGAGGACUGGAACGACUUUGUCCCUGCUUUGGAUAGCAAGAAGUUCUGCUUGAUCCCCUGGUGCGAGGAGAUUGCUUGCGAGGAUGAGAUCAAGGAGAAGUCUGCCCGCGCUGGAUUGGCCACUGAGGAGGCUCAGGAUGAUAAAGCUCCCUCGAUGGGCGCCAAGUCCCUCUGCAUUCCCCUCGAGCAGCCCCAGGACAAGCCUAUUAUUGCUGGCGAGACCAAGUGCACCUCCUGCGGCAAGGAUGCCAAGCGCUGGGCCCUUUUCGGACGCUCCUACUAA